AUGGCACCUUCAGUGGCAGAAAAGACGCAGAAGAAACUGAAGCAACAACAAACCAAAGCGCCGACACAGUCAAAGCGUGCUCUUGCCAGGAAGAAGGCUCCCGUGGUGUCGAAGCCACACGAGCGGCAGAGGCAGAAAAUCAAGCUCACGCCGAAGCCAAAGACCACGUCUGAGCCGGAGACCACGCCCGAGGUGGCCUCGAGUCCUGGGCUAGAAGUGAGCCAUGAGCUCGAGACAAGUACUGAGCCGGAGUCCUCGCCUAGGCAGGAUAAGGCCGAACUACGUCAAAGACUAACCGUUCAGCGACCUGGCAAGUUGGUAAGGGUCCCCGGCUUCUUUGCAAGUUUAGACCGCAACUGA
Messenger RNA from Recurvomyces mirabilis, 360 nucleotides. RefSeq lists its product as uncharacterized. The record is from RefSeq and is a predicted model, not a curated record. The coding region runs from base 1 to 360 and encodes 119 amino acids. The transcript is spliced from 2 exons. Lineage: Eukaryota; Fungi; Ascomycota; Dothideomycetes; Mycosphaerellales; Teratosphaeriaceae.